Penicillium macrosclerotiorum is the source of this 540-nucleotide messenger RNA. RefSeq lists its product as uncharacterized. The record is from RefSeq and is a predicted model, not a curated record. The transcript has 2 exons. Bases 1 to 540 code for a protein of 179 amino acids. NCBI's taxonomy places the organism in Eukaryota, Fungi, Ascomycota, Eurotiomycetes, Eurotiales, Aspergillaceae.
AUGAAUGAUUGCGGGAGUCCCAGCGCUCUGUCUCCCAAGCAGGUCUGCGCCGAGGCUCAUCCGGGUUUCAUGCGGCUCUGGGGGCCGCGACACCGUCGCUUGGGCGAAUCAUUCGGGUGUUCAUUGAGGGGCGCCUUCGUGACUGGCCUUGCGACCGUUCGGGUUCCUUCCCUUGCCUUUCCUAUCCAUGACUUGGUAGCCGCCGGGUGGGCUCUGGCGCUCCUCUGCGAUGUGGUUGACAGUGUGAUUGAUCGCCAACGGAUUCUGAGCGUGCAGAUCCGGAAGCAAGAGACACAGAAGAUCCAACGAGUGCGCGGCGUGCGGCGUGCCCCUCUCGCCCAUGCAUGGACUUGGAGGAAGAUGCGCGUUCGAGGUGCUCAUUUGACCCUGCCCGGGGGCCACAGAGGGGAGGCCCGUGGGGCGCGAUGCACCAUCAACCGGCUCAGCCGAACGAACACUGGUGCUUUACUUUUUUGGGCUUUGGGUGUGCCUCCGACCACCGCGUCCCAAUCCCGGUGCAUUGAUACGAUCCAGCGCUAG